GUUUCUGGCACAUUCCAUUAGUUUCAAGAUUACAGCUAUAAUUUAUCCGUCUCUCGUACUUACCUGUACUUGUCUUUCUUCUCAAUACAUUGUCUGCUCUGAAUAAUACCCAGCAAAGACUUGCUCCUCGCAAAGAUGCCCCGUUGCACGCGAAAGGGUUGCGCUCAGGAAUUUGACCCCUCCACCAAUACUGAAGAAAGCUGUUCAUACCAUUCUGGUGGCCCGGUCUUUCAUGAAGGAUUAAAGUCGUGGUCAUGCUGUCAGGAUAUCAACAAGCCUGUCCUUGAUUUCGACGAAUUUAUGAAGAUUCCAGGAUGCACGAAAGGUUCGCAUACGGAUGAGGCACCUAAAGUCGAGCCGCAGGCACCAAAACCAUCGCCCAAUGUCAAUCUCACAAUGACGAGCGAUCAGGGUGCUACAGAAACCUACUCCUCGCUGUCCAGAACAACGGGCGCCGCUACACCGACGAUUGCGUCUUCUGCUCCUGCAGAACCCAUCCCACCUGCGGCGGAAGAAGAGGAUGACCCUUCGGUUCCUGUCACACCUGGCACCAUUUGUCGACGAAAGGGCUGUGGCAAGAGCUUCGUGAGUGAUGAAGUCAGCCGGGGAGAUGGUGAGGAAUCUGUCUGCACAUAUCAUCCGCUGCCACCCAUUUUCCAUGAAGGAAGCAAGGGUUAUCUAUGUUGCAAACGUCGCGUCCUUGAGUUUGAUGAGUUUCUCAAAAUUGGUGGAUGCAAGCAAGGGCGACAUCUCUUUGCUCCCAAGGAGAAGGAGGCUAAGACCGAGGAAUUUAUAGACUGCCGUGUUGAUCACUACCAGACACCAGCAGAAGUGCAUGUCUCCGUGUUCGCAAAACAAACUGAUAAAGACCGCAGUGUCGUUCAAAUAGAGACAGACAAGAUUCAUUUGGAUUUGUACUUCCAAGGCACUAAGCGUUUCCGUCGUUCCAUUGACCUAUUCGGACCUGUCAACCCAGAAGCAUCCUCUUUCAAGUAUUUCGGAACGAAAGUUGUGGUUUUCACUUUUCAAAGGUUUAUGAAUAAUACUCAACGUAUCCUGAUUUAGGUGGAGUUGACAUUGAAAAAGCAAGACAAUCGAAGCUGGGCGUUGCUUGAGAAGACCGACCGUCAAGUGCCCGUGAACUUGACUUUUGGCGUUGGCGGUCGCACUGGCACGAUUGGCGCCAAAGAAAUCAUUCUCGACGAUGAGAAUGCUAGUAAGAUUCGUAGCUAGGGCGAGCGACAGCAGAAGAAGUAUAAUUGAAUGUGCAUCUAUGAUGUAACGUAGAUUGUAGAGUGAGAGACACUAUAAUUCUCCAGGUCUUUCAACCUCAUUGACAAUCUGGAUGAGAUCUCCUUGUCGGAGUUCGUUGAAGCCUUCGAGGCUCAUACCGCACUCUAGUCCCUUGGCAGCUUCGUUUAUGUCGUUCUUGAGAUGCCUCAAUGUAUCAAGUUUGCCUAGGGUAGACAGUCAAUAACAUUAUUGCUAGACAUUGAACAGUG
Somion occarium is the source of this 1502-nucleotide messenger RNA. The record is from the annotation of a GenBank genome assembly. NCBI's taxonomy places the organism in Eukaryota, Fungi, Basidiomycota, Agaricomycetes, Polyporales, Cerrenaceae.